Molecule: messenger RNA, 3121 nt
Organism: Elgaria multicarinata webbii
Lineage: Eukaryota; Metazoa; Chordata; Lepidosauria; Squamata; Anguidae
Gene: AANAT
Product: aralkylamine N-acetyltransferase
Exons: 5
Coding region: 344-961 (205 amino acids)
Biological process (GO): circadian rhythm; response to light stimulus; melatonin biosynthetic process
Cellular component (GO): cytoplasm
Molecular function (GO): aralkylamine N-acetyltransferase activity
Source: RefSeq, a predicted model, not a curated record
AAGAAGGGGAGGCGGGGCGAGCGCGGAGUACGCCGGUGGGCGGGUCAAGGCAAGGCCCCGACGCGGCGCCUGAGGGAGCGGAAGAGAGAGCGGGGAGUGAGGGAAUCAUCGAAGGGAAGGGAAGGGAGAAAAUUGAUUGAAGAAGGGCCAGGCCGGCAGUGACUCUGCAAAGUCUACAGUUUACUAUCUAAGGGAACCACAGUCAGAAUCCUUAAAGAAAAUUUAAUGCAAGGUAUUUUCAUCUGCUGGCGGAUUGGGCUGGAGGCGGCUGACUGAAAUAGCGACGUGCUGAUUCCAAAAGGAGGAGAAGCAUUUACGGAAGACACAGAAAUAAACAAAGAGGAUGUCCGUGAUCAGUGCUCUGCCAUUUCUCAAACCCAUUCACCUCCGACCUCCACGAAGCUCCCCUGCACGCCAACGUCGGCACACUCUUCCUGCCAGCGAGUUCAGGUGCCUGACUCCUGAGGAUGCCAUCAGCGUGUUUGAAAUUGAGCGAGAAGCCUUUAUUUCGGUGUCGGGAGACUGCCCCCUCCACUUAGAUGAGAUUCGCCACUUCCUGAACCUGUGUCCUGAGCUGUCACUUGGCUGGUUUGAAGAAGGCCGUCUAGUUGCUUUCAUUAUUGGCUCUCUGUGGGAUCAGGAAAGACUCAGCCAGGAGGCUCUGACCCUGCACAAGCCCCAUGGCUCCACAGUCCACAUCCAUGUUUUGGCAGUGCACCGCACCUUCCGCCAACAAGGCAAAGGCUUCAUCUUGAUGUGGCGAUAUCUACAAUACCUGUGCUGCCUGCCCUACGUGCGUCGAGCCACACUGAUGUGUGAGGACUUCCUCAUCCCUUUUUACUCCAAGUGUGGCUUCAAGGAGCUAGGCCCCUGCGAGAUCACCGUGGGCUCACUGAAUUUCAUUGAGAUGAACUAUGAUGUUCGCGGCCAUGCCUUUAUGCGCAGGAACAGUGGCUGCUGAGAUCAUGCUUCCCCUUCCCAUUAAUGUCCAGCUGUUGAUCUUGCUGGCUGGCCAAGCUGUUUGCAAGUUACUCCCAAGGCUUCAGAUGGGACCUACCAGUGGCUCAGGGGAGUCCUUUGGGUGGGGCCACCAAGUUUUGUGUAUUGGGAUAAGGCAAGUGGUGGGUCAGGCAAGUAUGCCCACACAGAUUAGAAAGGUGUAACUGAAGGAUCCCAUUCUUAAGAAGUUUGGGAUCCCCUGCUAUGUGCAGAGAUAAGCUGCUCCUACCAUUUCUGCCAGGCAGCAAAACUCCUAAGGCCUAGCAUUCGCUAUCUACCCACACAGCUGCCUUUAAAACUGGUAGCUAAACCUCGGCCCAGUUUUCCUCUCACUUGUGUCUUAUCUGGUAUUGCAAUGUUGAAUAGAUGGGGAACAAAAGGCAGUAGCACCCCAAUCAAUCCCCCAUUCCCUCAAUUUAAAUAUGGAGGUGGCAAAUGGGUGAAGAUAGAGACACGAAGCUUAUUGUUAUCAGGAAGGAGCACCCUAUGUGGUUUGCUGCAGAUGGUGUGCUGGGGUUUCUGCAAGGAAGAAUUUGGCCAUUUUCACAACUUCAUAAUAGGUAGCCACGGAUUGUCCACUUUCAUGGCAUUGGUUACUAUUCGCCAUAAAAUUGCACAAAAGAAUAACUGUCUUAGAAGAUCUGCAUCUAUUAUAGUCAAGCCAGUAUAUCUGCAUAAAUAGGCAACUGUUUGCAGAAAUCCAGCAUUUGAUUUUGAAAAAUGUGGCUGAUUUCUUGCUUUCUUGGCUUUAGGCCACCCUUUGGGAUUAAUAGGGCAAUUAGGAAAAUAUUGCCUGAGAAGAAUAACUUAAUUAGGUCCUCCAUUUCUGGGAAUUACUUACUUGGCCUUGGGAAAGGAGCAUGCUCUGAUAAAAUUACUGUCUUCUUGCUGUGUCCAGAAAUACUCUCCAUGCCUUCUCAUGCUAGUUGCUCUCUUGUGCUGAAAUGUGUGCAAUCUGUAAAUAAAUAUUGCCCAUGUGGUAAAAAGACACAGCAGGCUUCCUAGCCGGUUUUAUGCCCAGGUAAUAAUUCCAAAAGUUAAAAAUCCGGUCCCUGCUUACAAGAGGCAUCCUCCAUUUGCUUGCUUUAUUUUAAACUGCUCUACUUCUCCCUCACUGGUUUUGACAAAAGCUAUCACAAAGCAGAAUUUUGGAUGUUCAAAAGCAGCAGAAGGGAAGGGCAACGUGUACUGCCUGGCCAGCAUUGCUACUAGGAAGAGAGGGAGCCAUCAAAUUUGAGUCUAUGCGAAUUCUCUCAUAUCACUUGAAUGCUCACGGGUUUGGCAUGCAGUGGUUCACUGUUGAGGCAAACCCCUGAGGUUUUGUGGGAUCUCAUUGCCCUGGCUGGAAGAGGAUACUGUGUGCGCACUAUUGAAAUCAUUGGUGGUGGGAGAGCAUGACAUGUUUCUGUGCAUGUGAUCCAGUCAAUCAAAGAGAACAGCACAAACUGGAUAGUGGGGCCCUUUUACUAGGGCCAGCUGCUAGCAUCUGAUAUGCUUCUUGUCCUGCUUUGGAUUCUUGGAGAGCAGGUAGGAACUUGCCAAGCUUUCUGGAAGGAAUAUUUCCACUGAAAGACAACCCAAAAUACCAAACAACUCCACAUAUCCUCAGUGAUUGUGUUUGUUGUAACUGCAACAAUAAAUUAUUUGAUCUAAAAAAAAAGAAUAAUCUAGUCAUGAUAAGUUGUAGGUAUGUUGGUCUUUUCUUGUGCUAGCUAACCUACAUGCUGCUGCAGUGGAAAUAAAAAUGGAGAAAGGAGGAAGUUAGACAUACCAGAUGGCUUGCUUGUAAGAAUGUCUUCCUAGUGCUUAGAGAAAGGGGCCUCUUUGUUUUAAUAACUCUGGGGUUGGGAAAAGGCAGUGCAAUCUUAUAUGUAUCCACUCAGAAAUCAGUCCCAUUGAGUUCCCUGGAAAGUGUCCAUAGGAUUGUAGUCUUAAUGAAGUAUAAUCUUGUCACAAGGCUCUGUUAAUUGUAAUUCAAAUGGUACACUAUCUUGGUGUGAACAGGCAAAUAUUUAUAGCUCCUGCUACUGAAACAUGGGAAAGCACCACUCUCCAUGAACAAAUCUUUAUGCCAUUUUCAUGUCUUUUGCCAAGUCAAUAAAUAAAUGUGUUUUUCUACUGA